Alosa alosa (allis shad) is the source of this 1701-nucleotide messenger RNA. RefSeq names its product survival motor neuron protein-like. Gene Ontology annotation, cellular component: nucleus; cytoplasm. NCBI's taxonomy places the organism in Eukaryota, Metazoa, Chordata, Actinopteri, Clupeiformes, Clupeidae. The transcript is spliced from 10 exons. The coding region runs from base 158 to 1255 and encodes 365 amino acids. The record is from RefSeq and is a predicted model, not a curated record. Gene Ontology annotation, molecular function: DNA-binding transcription factor activity; RNA binding. Gene Ontology annotation, biological process: negative regulation of DNA-templated transcription; mRNA processing.
CGCACUUGAUGUGACGACCAUCGAACGCAACGUGAGCGUGCGACUGUGCAUGCCGCGGGAAUUUUAUGCAGUUAGAACUUCGUGCCAUCGGUGGUAAUGCUGUGGUUGACAAGAUAAAUGCAGAGGUCUAAAUAUUUAUCUUUUGUUAAGUAGCGAAAUGGCUGACUGUUCAGAAACUGUUGUUUUUCGAAGAGAUGACGCCGGAAGUGCUGGACCUGUGUCUUUUUCAGAAGACGACUCUGCACUUGUGAAGGCAUAUGAUAACGCUGUCCGGUCUUUUCGGGUCCAAACAUCUGGAGAGGACAGCGGUGAUGGGAAGCAGGGUGACCCUGCUGCUGGCUCCCUGCUACAGGCAGACACGCCCCACAAACAAGCGUCUGUCUCCAAGGGGUGGGCGGUGGGGUCUCGGUGCCGCGCGGUGUGGUCAGAGGAUGGGCUGGAGUAUCCAGGGGUCAUCAUUUCAAUGGAUGGGGAGCAAUGCCGUGUGCAGUUUGAAGGCUACGGUAACGAGGAGGAUGUUGACUUGAGCGCCUUACUGGCCGCAAUACCAGAACAGCCAUGGAGACAGAGACGGUGGUCCCUGGGCUCCCACUGUCGGGCGGUGUGGUCGGAGGACGGCCUGGUGUAUCCCGGCGUGGUCGUGUGGAUGAAAGGGGAACGCUGCCGCGUUCGAUUUGAUGUCUAUAAUAACGAAGAGGACAUGGAGCUCAGUGCCUUACUUCCGCCUGAGGACACGGAAGACGAAACAGACACUCAGGACCAGGAGGAGACCCCAGGCGACGGCAGCAGUGGCAGCAGCAGCUCUGAUUGGAGGAGAAAGGACGGCCACGCUAAAAGACCAAAGAGCCCGGAGAAGUCCAGACACGGGCACUCGGCUGGGAAGCAUCAUGGCGAAGAGGCCGGGAGGAAGCCCCACCGCAGAGGAGAGUCCGCACCGUUCCCCCCCUUUCCCUUCAUGCCACCGGGCAUGCCACCCAUGGGCAUGCCACCCAUGGGCAUGCCGGAUCUCCCGAUGUUUCCCCCUCCUCCGCCUCCGGCCUUCACCUGGGCGGCAGGUAAGGCAGGUGCGAUGGGCGGUGACGAGCCGGAGGACGAGAUGGCCUCCCUGUCCAGCAUGCUGCUCUCCUGGUACCUGUGUGGCUACCACACCGGCUACUACAUGGGUGUACAGCAGGCCACCAUGGGCCCAGACAUGGACGCCAAGAAGAAGAAGAGAGUGAAUGGAUUGGAGUGUGCACUGAAGAUGGAAGAGUGACCUCUGAACUUGGUUCAUCAUGUCUCCAUGACGACAGGGGUACAAAACACCAUCUCCAAACACAGAUUAAAUGACAUUAUAUGAUAUCAAUGAAUUGUUUUUGUUUUUUUGUUUUUUUAACAAAAGGACUUUCGUACGGAAGUUGCACUUUCUGAUUUUUGUUUUUUUGCUACCCUUUUUGUUUGUGGCACUUUUCAAAAUAUUUGUUUGAAAGAGGCCUCUAAGAUGUUCAUAAUAACUGCCCCAUUUCUGUUCUGUACCAUCUUUGAUCUAAUCUAAUUCAUCCGUAUCUCUGAGUGGCUGGCAAGUGUGUGUUUAUGUGUGAAUGUGGACAGGAUGUUUGAACAGGAUGUAAAGUGUCUUUACGACAUGUCAGUUUUGGACAUUUCAAAUGUAAAUCUGUUUGUUUCCAGUUUUGUUGUUGUUAAAAUAAAUCAUAAAAUAGC